UCUCCAAUGAGAUCUCGAAGGAGACUCAGAUCUCCAAGCAGAUCCAAAUCUCCAUCGAUAUCCCAAUCUCCAAACAGGAGAGUCAAGCGUCCAAGGAUUACAGCAGAAUCUCCAAGCAGAUCCAAAUCUCCGUCGAUAUCCCAAUCUCCAAAGAGGAGAGUCAAGCGUCCAAGGAUGACAUCAAAGUCUCCAAUGAGACCCAGAUCUCCAAGCAGAUCCAAAUCUCCAUCGAUAUCCAGAUCUCCAAGGAGGAGAGACAAGUCUCCAAAGAAGAGAGCAAAAUCUCCAAGCAGAUCCAAAUCUCCAUCGAUAUCCCGAUCUCCAAAAAGGAGAGUCAAGACUCCAAAGAUGACAGCAAUGUCUCCAAGGAGAUCCAGAUCCAUAAGGAGAUCCAAAUCUCCAAUGAGAUCUCGAAGGAGACUCAGAUCUCCAAGCAGAUCCAAAUCUCCAUCGAUAUCCCGAUCUCCAAAGACGAGAGUCAAGACUCCAAAGAUGACAGCAAAGUCUCCAAGGAGAUCCAGAUCCAUAAGGAGAUCCAAAUCUCCAAUUAGAUCUCGAAGGAGACUCAGAUCUCCAAGCAGAUCCAAAUCUCCAUCGAUUUCCCGAUCUCCAAAGAGGAGAGUCAAGACUCCAAAGAUGACAGCAAAGUCUCCAAGGAGAUCCAGAUCCAUAAGGAGAUCCAAAUCUCCAAUGAGAUCUCGAAGGAGACUCAGAUCUCCAAGCAGAUCCAAAUCUCCAUCGAUAUCCCGAUCUCCAAAGAGGAGAGUCAAGACUCCAAAGAAGAGAGCAAAGUCUCCA
Platichthys flesus (European flounder) is the source of this 798-nucleotide messenger RNA. RefSeq lists its product as uncharacterized. The annotation marks the transcript as partial. The record is from RefSeq and is a predicted model, not a curated record. NCBI's taxonomy places the organism in Eukaryota, Metazoa, Chordata, Actinopteri, Pleuronectiformes, Pleuronectidae. The transcript has 3 exons.